Molecule: messenger RNA, 1965 nt
Organism: Hermetia illucens (black soldier fly)
Lineage: Eukaryota; Metazoa; Arthropoda; Insecta; Diptera; Stratiomyidae
Gene: r-l
Product: uridine 5'-monophosphate synthase
Exons: 3
Coding region: 228-1700 (490 amino acids)
Biological process (GO): 'de novo' pyrimidine nucleobase biosynthetic process; 'de novo' UMP biosynthetic process
Molecular function (GO): orotate phosphoribosyltransferase activity; orotidine-5'-phosphate decarboxylase activity
Source: RefSeq, a predicted model, not a curated record
UCCAUGUUUUUAAAAGCCCCCUGCCUGCGUAGUUCUAAAAACGAGAAACAUUUCGGCACCGGCUUGGGAACAUAGACCCAUUGAUCGGGCCGGGCUCCAUCGGGAGAGGGGAGGUUAGGCCAGUUGUCUUCCAGCAAGUUAUACGAGUGGCGCGGGUACACGUGAAUUUCAGUUGCGCGGAAGUGGUUGCCGUUGUGUGCACGUAGGAUUGACGGAACAAAGUCAGGAUGUUAGCGAAACACGAGUCGGAAAUGAAGGCCCUGGCGGUUAAGCUGUUCGAGAUCAACGCCUUCAAGUUCGGCGACUUCAAGAUGAAGGUGGGGAUCAAUUCGCCCGUUUACUUCGAUCUCCGCGUGAUAGUCAGCUACCCUGACGUGUUGGACCAAUUAUCCAAUUUGUUGGUGGAGUACAUCAAGCAGAAGAAGCUGACUUGUGACCAUGUGUGCGGCGUGCCAUACACCGCGUUGCCCAUAGCAACCUUGAUCUCCAUCAAGAACUCCAAGCCCAUGCUCGUGCGCCGCAAGGAGGCGAAAGACUACGGGACGAGGAAAAUGAUUGAGGGCAAGUACAAUGCUGGGGACAAUUGUUUAAUAAUCGAGGACGUGGUCACGUCGGGCUCAAGUAUUCUGGACACAGUCAAGGACCUGCGGGCGGAGGGCAUAGCAGUCACGGAUGCUGUGGUGGUGGUGGAUCGCGAGCAGGGUGGCGCGGCGAACAUCGCAGAGAACUCGGUCCGCAUGCAUUCGCUUUUCACCCUUUCCUACCUGUUGAACGUCCUCCAGGAAGCUGGGAAAGUCGAGGAGGCAACAGUUCAAUCGGUGGCCAAGUACAUUGCAGGCUGCCAGAUCAGGAGCGACGGCACUUUCAUGAGCGACCAGCCGAAAAUAGUGAACGAGUUCUCCCGAACUAAAAUGAGAUUUGAAGCCCGGGCUGAUUUGGCAAAAGCAAAAAUCGCCAAAGAUUUAUUCAAACUGAUGGCAACAAAAAAGACAAAUUUGUGCAUAGCUGCAGACGUAACAAGCACUGAUGAGAUUCUAAAGAUCGCCGAAGUAUGUGGACCGCAUAUUUGUUUGUUAAAAACGCACGUGGAUAUUAUAGAAAAUUUCAACAUUUCCUUCGUACAAGCACUCAAAUCGCUCGCCGAAAAACAUAAUUUCCUAAUCAUGGAGGACAGAAAAUUUGCCGAUAUUGGCAAUACAACGGCUCUACAAUAUGCCAAUGGCAUAUACAAAAUCGCAGAAUGGGCAAACUUAGUAACAGUUCAUUCAUUACCUGGGCAGAGUAUAAUUCAAGGAAUCAAAUCGGUUGCUGCAAAUGUCGAGUCUCGUGGUGUGUUCCUUCUGACGGAAAUGUCAUCUCAAGGGAAUCUGAUUAACGACAAAUACAAAGAAGGAACUAUAAAGAUGGCAACUGAAGGAUUAGACACAGAUUUUAUAGCCGGUAUUGUUUGCCAAAGUGCUGAAUGUUUUGCCUUCCCCGGUCUAAUUCAACUGACGCCGGGCGUUAAGAUUGAUGAAGGAUCCGACAACUUGGGACAAAGGUACAACACGCCCGAGUUUGUAGUGAAAGAGAAGGGAGCUGAUAUUGGAGUGGUAGGACGGGGGAUUUUGAAUGCAAGCAGUAUUGAGAAAGCGGCUUCAUUGUAUCGAGAUCGACUUUGGUCAGCGUAUUGUGAUCGUGUUGGAUUAAGCGCAAAUUGAAUGUGUCCUUAUAAAGUAAUAUUCAAUUCAUUCGUUUCAUUUCGGUAUUUUUUUUCUUUAAUGUGAAAUCGAAAGAUUAUUUUAGUGGGAUUAUUUCUUAUAUUUUUUUGUAUUCGGAAUUUAAAUAACGGUUUUUGAAACCGUGAAUUUAGGGUAGGCUAAAAGCGAAGAAAAGACAUUCUUAAAAAUACAACAAUCUUGUUGAUUCUCAUCUAUUUUUUGAACUUUACCUCAAAUAAAUUCAAUUGAAAUUUAGUAAGUUAAA